Molecule: messenger RNA, 3403 nt
Organism: Hypoxylon fragiforme
Lineage: Eukaryota; Fungi; Ascomycota; Sordariomycetes; Xylariales; Hypoxylaceae
Product: SAICAR synthase-like protein
Exons: 3
Coding region: 185-3052 (955 amino acids)
Biological process (GO): phosphatidylinositol metabolic process
Molecular function (GO): phosphatidylinositol kinase activity
Source: RefSeq, a predicted model, not a curated record
AUAACCUCGCGCCGCAUAUGCCCACUCCUUCGCCUGGUUACUGCAAACUGGCGAUUGAGAGACACCGUAUACGGCUUAGGUGCUUGAGGGUGCUUGAAGGUGCUUGAGGGUUUCAGGUACCAAUUCGUUCGGAACUCGACUUCGAACGAAGCUUGACCUUAUUUAUUGGGGGUGCAAUAAGAAUAUGCCUACAUUCGUGAACGGCGAGAAUAUUCCUAUAUACCCUCCCAACGCCAACAUCGUUCAUAUCGGAAGCCACCCACACGACCCAAACUUUCAGAAGUUGGCUAACCCCAAGGAUACUCUUCUUCUUACGCCCUCGUCUACCGCAAUUGACACGAAUGAAAGCUUCGACGAUAACCUCUCUUCGCGUUCUUCCAACAGUUCCGACCCGAGUGUGGGAAUGAAUGCGGAUGAGCCAUACCAGAUGACUUCUUUGCCUAACGGCACGUCGAGUAGAGACUCGAAUAAUACAGCCACCACAGGUCUAGAUCAGAAGUAUUCUUCCAACAUGAAAGGCCCUUUGUCUGGAAGAACCUCCACGGACCGGCAAGCCACCGUCAAUGUUGAAAGCCAACGUAAGAGCAUUUCUGAAUCCCUAAUCAAGAGAUCCUCUGUCGACUCGUCAUCCCGUAAUCCUGCACCACAGCACCCUAUUGAGCCAUCACGAAUGUCAUGGAACAAUAGCGACUCGCCAAACAUAGAUGGGCUCAAUGGCAACCAUGUAGCCCCUGUCUCGGAUAGUUCUGCUGCCAAUUUUCCUUCCGAACCUUUCCUGUCAUCAUCCUAUCCUAACUCGGACCCGGCCCAACGCAAGUCCCCUUCACCCCAAAACUUUUCUUCGUCGCAUUACCCUUCGACUAGUGCGAACGCUUCAGCCUCAACAUCAGCACUUCAACCACCCACACCUGGACUAAAACAUAGACAUACAUUAGAAGUGCCUAAAGUCCAGCCUAGUCGAGGCUCGAGAGACAGCACCGACACCGCUUACACGAGUGGUAGGUUCUCACCCACCGGCGGAGCUGGUCCAUCACAGCGUCGAGGGUCUCUGAAUCUAGGAAGAAAAAAUACACGCUCCCUGCACUCCGAUUUGCCUCGUGAAGAGAUAGCACCUGACGACGACGCUUUGCGGUGGGCAGAAGCAUACCGGCAGAAACGAGCGAAGAAGAAAAAGCGGGAAGACGACGAUGACGAUAGAGUCCUAGUGGGAACAAAGGUGGAUGAGAAUCACGCCAACUGGACGACCGCUUACAACAUGUUGACGGGUAUCCGGGUAUCUGUCUCCCGUACGAACGCCAAACUCGAUCGUCCCUUGACCGAUGCCGACUUCGAAACUAAGCAGAAAUCGACGUUUGACAUCGCGGGCAACGAGUUGGUCCCCUCGGCAAAAUAUGACUUCAAGUUCAAGGAUUAUGCGCCCUGGGUCUUUCGACAUCUUCGUGCACUCUUUAGGCUAGAUCCUGCCGAUUACCUCAUGUCGCUCACGGGGAAGUAUAUCCUAUCCGAGCUUGGCUCUCCGGGAAAAAGUGGCAGUUUCUUUUAUUUCUCCAGAGAUUAUAAGUAUAUCAUCAAGACUAUUCACCAUGCAGAGCAUAAGUUUCUCCGAAAGAUACUGAAGCAAUACUACGAUCACGUCACGGAAAACCCGAACACGCUACUCUCCCAAUUCUACGGCUUGCACCGAGUCAAGAUGCCCUACGGCAAAAAGAUUCACUUUGUCGUCAUGAACAAUCUUUUCCCUCCGCAUCGAGAUAUCCAUACCACCUUCGACCUCAAAGGCUCAACGGUGGGACGAGACUAUCGAGAGGAGGAGCUAGAGAAGAACCCGCGUGCGACACUGAAAGACUUGAAUUGGCUGCGACGGAAAAGACAUCUCGAACUGGGAGUACAGAAGAAGCAGCUAUUCUUGGAACAGCUUCAACGUGAUGUUCGUCUCAUGCAGAAGUUGAAGAUCAUGGAUUACUCUCUUCUAAUUGGCGUUCAUGACCUGCGAAAGGGGAAUGAGGAAAACCUUCGAGACAAGACUCUACAAGUAUUCAACCCAGGGGGAGAUAGCCCGACGGACGAGGAUUUAAAUCCUAGCUCUGUUCUUAUGAGGACGCCGUCUAAACUUGAGAAUGCGCGAAAGGCAAGGGAACUGAGGCAAAUGAUCAAGGCUGAACGGCCUGUGCCCGUGGGUCAGACUAGUAGUAAAAUGCCAGAUGAACUAGCCCAAGGUCAUACCCGGGGCGGACUAUUCUACAGCGACGACGGUGGUCUUCGAGCUACUCACGAGGACAAUGGUCCCGGGGAGGAGGUCUAUUAUCUUGGGGUGAUCGAUUGCUUGACACACUACGGAGUAAUCAAGAAAAUAGAGCAUUUUUGGAAGGGCCUGUCCAGUGAUCGCAACGAGAUAUCAGCUCUCCCACCCGAGGAAUAUGGAGAGAGGUUCAUCAAAUUCAUGUCUGGUAUCACAAUGUCUCGGGAAGAAGCGGAAAGGGAUGCCCUUGAUCGCGAAGCCGCUGCGGCUGAGUUGGAACGCGCCGAACAAGAUAACCUCGAAGCUUCCGGGGACGGUAGUGCCCCCCCUGCACCAUCGUACCUACCUCCAGCUCCACCAGGUAUGAGAAGCCCAAACUCGCCGGAGCCCAAUCCGACUUUGGAGAAGGCGCUCAAAAAGGCUACCAAAAAUGAAAAGGACGUUGCUAAGGAGGAGCAACUCCCAGAUCGCAAAAUAACCACAGCUAUGUCUCCGGGUAUGAGAACCAGCUCGCACGCUGUUCUACCAGUUGUUGAAGAGACAGCCGAAGCAAACUCGGUUGGCGAACGAAGCCGACAUGAUAGUGCUAGUGAAUCUAGGCCGUACACACCAUCGCCAACUGAGAGGCAGGAUGGAUUCACCAACUUGGGUCCUCACGGUAUAGGAGGUAGGGGCCCACCAACACCGCCCAAGACCAGCUACGAGGAGGGGAGGAAAGGAAGUGGCAGCAGCGGUAGUGGCAAGUUUUCCUUUUUCAAGGACACAGCCGGCCGCAACAGCAUGGACAAGGUGCUGCCACAAGUUCCAAGAUGAAUAUACCCAUGAUGUCGAGAAACAAGUAUCGACAGUCACGUCGGCGUUUUUGGGCUUGAAAUGAUGGGAUCAAACCACAUUUGAUAAUCACUUUGAGUAUUUCGACGGUCCGAAGGGUGUAAUAGGGGGAAGAGGGCGAAAGAGCUUUUAAUGACAAUAUACCACCGGAGGAGAAUGGGUCGAGGGGAACGGCUACACAGGCUAACUCUACUGGAGCAGCUGAUGUCAGUCAACCACACCGAUUAAAGGGGGCUAGCCAAACAUUCGAGAAAAGAGGGAAAACCUCAUCUAAUCAAGUCGAGUCAUAUUCCAGUGAGCAGCCAAUUCUUUCGGAGAAUUUCUACCUACCUA